AUGGCCUCCGAUGACCAGCCCCUGGCCUCCCUUUCCCUCACACAUGUCGCCUACAACCCCUCAGAUCCAUAUUCCUACGUUUCGGCAUGGCUGGCUCUUGUGCCGCAAGGGCUUUGUAUCAUCUACGUGACGUUGAUGUGGGCAACCCGCGAGAUUGAGGUCUGGAUGAUGUUUGCGGGGCAGAUGAGUUGUGAAGCACUCAAUUUCGCCUUGAAGCGGUGGAUCAGGGAGGAGAGGCCAAGGCAGAUCGUUGGAAAGGGCUAUGGCAUGCCCUCAUCGCACUCGCAAUUCGUUGCCUUCUUCUCCUUAUCCCUGACCCUCUUCCUUAUGCUACGACAUCAGCCGACACCUCACACGAGCUAUCGUCCGUCGACCUUUAUCGAGCGUCUCGCCUUAUCCGUUCUCGCCUGCUUCUGCGCUGUCCUCGUCGCCGUCUCGCGCAUCUAUCUCAAUUACCAUACUCCAAGACAGGUGUGGAUCGGCUUUGGCGCCGGGCUGAUCUUUGCUGUGGUGUGGUUUCUGUUCACAAGCUAUCUCCGGAACGCUGGCUGGAUCGACUGGGGCCUCGAUCUGGAAGUUGCCAAGCAAUUGCGAUUUCGAGAUCUCAUCAUGACGGAGGAUUUGCAGGACGCGGGGUGGGGUCGAUGGGAAGCCAGGCAAAGGACUCGUCGCGCCGUACCAAAUGGCGGAGUAGCAAAGCGAAAAGCCAAGUAG
This is a messenger RNA of Cyphellophora europaea CBS 101466, 714 nucleotides long. RefSeq lists its product as uncharacterized. The record is from RefSeq and is a predicted model, not a curated record. The transcript has 2 exons. The coding region runs from base 1 to 714 and encodes 237 amino acids. Gene Ontology annotation, biological process: lipid biosynthetic process; protein N-linked glycosylation. NCBI's taxonomy places the organism in Eukaryota, Fungi, Ascomycota, Eurotiomycetes, Chaetothyriales, Cyphellophoraceae. Gene Ontology annotation, molecular function: dolichyldiphosphatase activity. Gene Ontology annotation, cellular component: endoplasmic reticulum membrane; intracellular membrane-bounded organelle.